CGCUUCUACAUGCAGUCUGCACGCCAGCUAUCACAAUCAGGAUAAAUUAGUGACUACAAACGCGAGGCGAUAUGAAUGAGCCAGAGUUUGAAAUUGAUUCAACGACAGGUGAACUAAAAUUGAAGAAACGUAAGAUUGAUGACACGCAACGUAGCUUUGCAAAGCAUUUGAAAAAAACGUUUAAGGGAAAGCCUCAAAAAAUUUACGUUGAAACCAUGCACAUUUCCUGCCAAUCUGACACGUAUCAACCAGGCCACAACUAUGGCGGAGUGAUUAUUUAUCAAUACGACGGCAAGUCAGACUGGAAAACUGCCAACAACACUCACUGUAAGACUGGCUAUAUCGUCGUUCAAGACGCAGACUCGGAUAACGUACAGACAUGGAUAAGUGAAGAGUCUGGUGUAGUUCAAAGAGCUGUCUAUAGAAACGCUUUCGGAGAAUCUGCGAAGGACGUCGAAGUCGUUGGCGAAAGUUUUGCAAUACUAUACGGACAGUUUGAAAAGAAUUCACACAUCUUUAACAACCCACACGGCAGUGCAUUUCAUGAAGAUCGCAGAGAGAUGGAUAAAUUGUCGGAGCAUUGCGUCAGAAAGAUAGUGGAAUACUGGAAAAGAGUAGGCUCUUCCCGGGUAGAACAGAGAAAUUUUGAAGUGAAGGAAUUGCUCCAAGAUUUUGAUCAGUAGACAUAAUAAUUUCUAUACUAUUAACUUCAUUGAACAGUGAACUUUAUGCCUAACCUAAUUUGCAUACAAUGUAUUAAGCCUAUACAUGUAUAUAUAUAUAUAUAUAUAUAUAUAUAUAUAUAUAUAUAUAUAUAUAUAUAUAUAUAUAUAUAUAUAUAUAUAUAUAUAUAUAUAUAUACAUACAUGUACGUAUAUUACUUUCUCGGUUUUAUUAAUUUUAAAAAGGUUUGUCUGUAGCAUAUUCAUAUAAUAUCAAAGACUACUGGACUCAGUUAUUGCGUUCGAUAGCCAGCCAACAUGAUAACCGUAAUUUGCAUGUGUAUACAUAAUUUAUAAUGGUGUUGUUAUUGAAUAAAAUACGCGUUACUUUCAUGGUUUUGUAAAAUGUAUAUAAGAAUUAAAGUGUUGUUUGUAGCGACCAGUACCAAAG
Messenger RNA from Paramuricea clavata, 1113 nucleotides. Lineage: Eukaryota; Metazoa; Cnidaria; Anthozoa; Malacalcyonacea; Plexauridae. The record is from the annotation of a GenBank genome assembly.